GGAAUAAAUAGAGGUGGCUACUUGGCUAUUUAAUUGAAAUCAAUUCAUUCAUUCACAUGCCCGUCUUCUCCAUACUUACAAACAAGAAACUAAACACAUUCACAUUACAUAGUUUUGGUUUCUCAUAUCUAUAUUUUCCCUUCAUUGUCUUUCAUCUUUGAUUCCUCCAUUCAAUAAUAUCAAGAAAAUAGUAGCAAUGCGGCCUCCUAGCCGCGUUCAUUCUUUGUUCGUUUCCUUUCUUGUUAUUUCCCUUUUGUCAUUUCAGAUCUAUGGACAAGAAGGAGAUAUCGAUGUUGAUGAUAUCAAGGGCGAUGCUAAUAAGUUGAGUUUCGAAAACCCAAAGCUUCGUGUUGCAUAUAUUGCGUUACAAACAUGGAAAGCAGCCAUGUUUUCUGACCCUUUUAACUUCACUGCAAAUUGGACAGGACCAAAUGUUUGUUCCUAUGGUGGUGUGUUUUGUGCACCAUCUUUAACCAAUGAUUCUAUUAGAGUUGUAGCUGGUAUUGAUCUUAACCAUGCCGAUAUUGCUGGUUAUUUAGUUCCAGAACUUGGUCUUCUCACAGAUCUAGUUCUUUUCCACCUCAACUCGAAUCGUUUUUGUGGUAUCGUACCUAAAACCUUUAGCCAUUUAAAGCUUCUUAGGGAGCUUGAUUUGAGCAACAAUAGGUUUGUUGGUGGGUUUCCUAAAGUGGUUCUUUCUUUGCCUUCUUUAAAGUUCUUGGAUCUAAGGUUUAAUGAUUUUGAAGGGCCUGUUCCUUCUAAACUUUUCGACAAAGAUUUGGAUGCUUUAUUCCUAAAUGAUAAUAGAUUUCGUUUUGGCAUUCCUGAGAACUUGGGCAACUCUCCUGUUUCUGUUCUUGUGUUUGCUAAUAACAAUCUUGGAGGAUGUAUUCCAGCAAGUAUCGGUAAAAUGGGCAACACUCUGAACGAGCUUAUACUGAUGAAUGAUAAUCUAACUGGUUGUUUGCCAAUGGAGAUUGGAAUGCUGAAGAAGUUGACGGUCUUUGAUGUGAGCUUUAACAAGAUUCAAGGUCCAUUGCCGUCAACAGUGAGCAGGAUGAGGAGUGUUGAGCAACUUAAUGUGGCUCACAACAAGCUCACUGGUGUUAUACCUGCUAGUAUUUGCCAACUUCCCAGGUUGCAAAACUUUACUUAUUCUUUCAAUUACUUUACUGGGGAAGCUCCAGUUUGUGCUGCAACUACAUCUGGUAGAGUCAUUGACGGUGAAGAAAAUUGCAUUGCUGGAAAGGAGGACCAAAGAUCUGCUAAAGAAUGCUCUUCUGAUGACGCAAAACCAUAUGAUUGCAGAAAAUCUCAGUGCUUUAAAGUGAAACCAAGACCAAAACCAACCCCCAAGCCAAAAAGACCACCAGUUCAAAACAAACCACCAGCACCAAAGCCAUCUACACCCUCAAGACCUGUUGCACCAAUUCAAUCUCCACCACCACCUUCUUCCAAAUCUUCCGGUUCCCAUUUUAAGCGCUCUCCGCCGCCACCUCAAUCAACUCCUCCGCCAUCACCACCACCACCUGUUUACAAUACUUCUCCGUCGCAUAAACACACAAGUCCACCACCCCCUACCCACAAAAUUUCACCUGUAACUCGUCACGCUCCACCUCCACCAAGUCCGGUAUAUUACCACCACCCAUCACCAUCACCUCCACCACCACCAGUAUAUUACGCGCCACCAACGUACAAACCUCAAUCACCACCACCAGUACAUUACGAGCCACCAACGUACACACCUCAAUCGCCACCACCACCUCCACCAGCCUACACACCUCAAUCGCCACCACCACCUCCACCAGUACAUUACGAGCCACCAACAUACACGCCUCACUCUCCACCACCACCAGUAUAUGUCACACCAUCUUCACCACCACCAGUAUAUGAGCAUCCAAAACCUCCAACUCCAACUCCAUCACCACCAGCUGGGUACACACCUCCGCAGGAGCCAUCACAUCCUGCCCCACCUACCCCACCUUGUAACGAGCCACCAACCCCACCACCUAGUACCCCACACUGGCAACCAAAACCAUCCCCACCCCCUACAUAUAACCCAUCACCAUCAUAUACCCAAAGCCCCCCGCCGCCACCUCCUACUUACACCUACUCUUCACCGCCGCCACCAUCACCAUCACCUCCCCCUCCAACUUACUACUACUCAUCACCACCGCCGCCGCCACCAUCACCCCCACCUCCAUCACCAUCACCCCCACCCCCAAGUUACGAACACAUUCCACUUCCACCCGUUGUAGGAGUCUCCUAUGCAUCUCCACCACCACCAGUCAUUCCAUACUAUUGAGCCAGGGGUUAAUUAACCAUUAGCCUCAGUUCAUUAUCUUUAAUUUUCCAUUAACAGAUGGAGAUUUGAAGGAGAAGAGUGGAAUUCUUUUUUCUUUUUUUUUUUGAUUGGGAAUUAUGUAUACUUUGUUAUUUAUUUUGUUUUUUUAAAUUAUCUUGAGUUGAUUAUAUAUUUAUGAAAAAUGGGAUGCUGGGCGGGAGUUAGCAAGGGGUUUAACGAGUAUUAUUGUUAUUCAGAAAGGGUGGUUGUGUAUAACUACAAUUUUACUGUUUUAUUUAGUAAAACUCAUUUAUUCAAUUAAUAAACAUCUUCAUACUUAUCAAGCUGUGAA
Molecule: messenger RNA, 2636 nt
Organism: Nicotiana attenuata
Lineage: Eukaryota; Viridiplantae; Streptophyta; Magnoliopsida; Solanales; Solanaceae
Product: leucine-rich repeat extensin-like protein 2
Exons: 1
Coding region: 197-2305 (702 amino acids)
Molecular function (GO): protein binding
Source: RefSeq, a predicted model, not a curated record